Molecule: messenger RNA, 5701 nt
Organism: Drosophila sulfurigaster albostrigata
Lineage: Eukaryota; Metazoa; Arthropoda; Insecta; Diptera; Drosophilidae
Gene: Dop1R2
Product: dopamine receptor 2
Exons: 4
Biological process (GO): adenylate cyclase-activating adrenergic receptor signaling pathway
Cellular component (GO): membrane
Molecular function (GO): G protein-coupled receptor activity
Source: RefSeq, a predicted model, not a curated record
GCCGAGCACUGUCGCUGUUAUCGUGUGUCGUUGCUGUUGCUGUUUGCUGAUGUCGUUGCCGCUGUUGUAGUCGGAGUCGCUAUCCUCACUGCUGUCGGCACCGUCAGUCGUCGUCGUUGUCGUUGCCGUUGUCGUCGUAGCAGCUCCUGUCGCCGCCGCAGCUGCCAAGUGUUGUGUUAUUUUUGAAAGCUAUUCGCGUUAGUUACAUCCUUCAGUUACGUUCUGAGCGCUUCAGUCUUUAGUUCGCGGUUGCCAAAAUAUUUUGUGAAUGGAUUCGCCAUGAGACCGCAUGAAUGAAUCAAAAUUCAACAAAAGCCGCGUCAAAAGAAUUUGUAAUAAUAUUGAAAUUAAACUUCUGUGAAACGUGAUAAAUAAAUUUCAAUUUCAAAAAUACAUACAAUAUUUUCAAAAUCAUUGAGAUAACACCAUAGCACAACAUGUUAAAAAAAAUAUAAAAUAAUGUUUUCGAUUCGAUUAAAUUCAGUUGAAAAGAGCAAAGUAAAUUUGAAAUAUUUUUUUUAUUGGGAAAGUUUUAACAAAACGUUAGGGAAAGUAGCUUAAAUAAAAGGAAUAUUUCGGAAUUGUUAACAGAUUUAAUUAAUUACAAUUGCAGAAAAGGAAAUAUUAUAUUGCAAAAUAAAAUGUCUAUGUGCGAUAAAAACUGUUAAUAUUCAAAUAAAAGUCGGUAAUUAAGGAAAUGUGGCAGAGCCCAGGCGAAGGAUACUUCAUUUGAUGUUCACUCGGUGUGAAGUGUGAACAUACUCCGGUUGCCUCUUCGCAAAAGGGGUUGCUCCGUUAAGUGAUUAAUCAUGCUCAUAUAUUUUCCAAGUGAAAUUCAAUUUCGACCGCAAACGGAGUAGCAAGUGACACCACAGCAUACGGCUGAAACGACAGGAUACCCAGGCACAAUAUAUAUGAAAAAUUACCGAAAAAUAACAACAGCAACAAGAAUACAUGAAAUACAUGCAAUAACAACUAUACCAAAAACAACAACAGAAAAAGGAGAAAAGGUAGCAGGCAGUGAAACGAGAAAUUGCAUUCAACAAGGAUAACGACGAAAAGGAAAGAGUUGCUCUCUAUGGGAAGGAGAACCCAGAAAAAAAGGAUUUGCAGUGGAUGCCAACAAACGCAACUAACCAAGCAACUGGAAGUUAAAGAUGCAUCCCAUUAAUUCACUUGCCUGCCGCAGAAGUCAAAGAUUUCAACUGGAAUCGGAGCUGCAUUAGUCGAGUGGAGCAGCAAUGGAGGAGAUGGAGGAGAACGAUGAGCCCAGACAGUUGGUGGCACCGGAAACGGAUUCAGCCCCGUCAGACAUUGUGGAACCGGUUCUGGCGCUUCUACGCUCGGAUGUCCUCAAUCAGACGCGUCCGCCGCUCUUCUACAACAGCUACAACAUCUCCGAGGAUGUGUAUUACUAUUUCAAUGGCUUCAAUGCAGCGCCCACGGGUACAGAGCUGGCCCUCAAUCUCAACACGACCACGGGCAGUGGUGGGCCCAGCAGCACCACACGCGAGCCCGAUCUAUCCGAGUUCCUGGAGGCGUUGCCCAACGAUCGCGUUGGCCUGCUCGCCUUUCUCUUUCUUUUCUCGUUCGCCACAGUCUUUGGCAACUCGCUGGUCAUACUGGCGGUCAUCAGGGAGCGUUAUUUGCACACGGCCACCAACUAUUUCAUCACUAGCCUGGCGGUCGCCGAUUGUCUGGUGGGUCUCGUGGUGAUGCCCUUCUCGGCGCUCUACGAGGUGCUGGAGAACACGUGGUUCUUUGGAACGGACUGGUGCGACAUUUGGCGCUCGUUGGAUGUGCUCUUUAGCACCGCCUCCAUACUGAAUCUGUGCGUCAUCUCACUGGAUCGCUACUGGGCCAUCACGGAUCCAUUCAGCUAUCCAAUGCGCAUGACUGUGAAGCGUGCCGCUGGCCUAAUUGCGGCCGUUUGGAUCUGUUCGAGUGCCAUCAGCUUUCCGGCGAUUGUUUGGUGGCGGGCAGCACGCGAUGGCGAGAUGCCCGCCUAUAAGUGCACAUUUACCGAACAUCUCGGUUAUCUGGUGUUCUCCUCAACCAUAUCGUUCUAUCUGCCAUUGCUUGUCAUGGUCUUUACCUAUUGCCGCAUCUAUCGGGCGGCGGUUAUUCAGACGCGCUCCCUCAAAAUCGGCACCAAGCAGGUGCUGAUGGCAUCCGGGGAGUUGCAGCUGACGUUGCGUAUACAUCGCGGUGGCACCACACGUGAUCCUGCCGUCAAUACUAAUCAAGUCUCGGGCGGCGGAGGAGGCGGUGGUGGAGGCGGUGGCGGUGGUUCGUUGAGUCACUCGCAUUCGCAUUCACAUCAUCAUCAUCACAAUCACAGUGGCGGCACAACGACUUCGACGCCCGAAGAGCCGGACGAUGAGCCACUAUCGGCACUGCACAAUAAUGGUCUGGCCCGACAUCGACACAUGGGCAAGAACUUUUCGUUGUCGCGCAAGCUGGCGAAGUUCGCCAAGGAGAAGAAGGCUGCCAAGACGCUGGGAAUUGUGAUGGGCGUAUUCAUUGUGUGCUGGUUGCCGUUCUUUGUGGUCAAUUUGUUGUCGGGCUUCUGCAUCGAGUGCAUUGAACAUGAGGAGAUUGUGUCGGCGAUUGUCACAUGGCUCGGCUGGAUCAAUUCCUGCAUGAAUCCUGUGAUCUAUGCCUGCUGGAGCAGGGACUUUCGCAGGGCUUUUGUGCGUUUGCUGUGCAUGUGCUGUCCGCGGAAGAUACGACGCAAGUAUCAGCCCACAAUGCGCUCCAAGUCACAGUGUCAUGUUGCCGCCGCCAUGGUGGCUGCUUCUACAUCCUUUGGCUACCACUCCGUCAAUCAGCUGGAUCGCAAUCUCAUGUGACGGCAGCCAAGCAGCUGCAGCACCUGCAGCGGCAGCAGCAAUUGCGGUGGCGGCGGAGGUGGAGCUGGCGGCGCUCGCAACUCCCAUCAAUAUCACUCAUCAGCGGGGGGAACGCCGUCCUCCUCGCAGCGCUCCUGCACGCGCUGCCAGAGCUUUCAUCGGCAUCAUCAUCGGGCCAGGCGUCGCAGCAGCGGCAUGCAACUUCGCGGCGACUACAACUCGACGUCGGCGGUGAAUUGUGCGGCCAAGACGAUUGUCACAAUCACGGCGCCACCAGCGGCAGCUGCUUCGGCCAGUGCGCUGCACUUGGGCAGCAGUGGGCGACCCUCAUCGGUGUCCACACUCACACUGGCAUCGGUGCCGCAGUCCAUGUUGUUGGAGGCGACUCGAAGCGCGUCCGUGAGUGCUGCGAAUACGCCACUUGCACCGGCCGCGAAGCACACGAGCUUUGCAUUGACGCCCAGUGCAAUGGGACCAUCGAGCUCAUCGGGAUCGGGUCAUCAUGUGUCGUUUAUGCCUUUGCCCAUUCCACUGCCCAUGAUGGGAAUCAAGCAGCGUUUGCGUGACUCCAAUUCGUCGCUUAGUUCGCCCACUGCGACGACAACGACCGCAACGGGAGCAGCAGCCACAAUCUCAGCACCUUCGCUCAUCGAAGUCGCUGAGGAAGUCGCUGCAGCGCAUCAACAUGCGGCGCUGGAGUUGCGUCAGAGUGUGCAGAGUCAAAUCACAACGCUGGAGGAUGUGGACGAUGUGCAGCGCAGCGAUGACAAUGAUGAUGAUGACGACAGUGGGAGCGAGAGCGAGAGUGUGGGCAUGGCCUUGGUGCAGACGACGCCACAGCUGGAGUGCCGCCGCACGGAGAUGGCAUCGAGUUCCUCUAGCGGUUCGGUUAAGUAAACUCGCCCCGCCCCCGAUUAGCACUCAAGAACAGACACAACACAACCCACUCAUUAGUGAUAAGAUAUUGAUAGUGAUAUGACUUGGUACUUGGUUCUUGGUUUAUCGAUUAUCCUGAUUUGGCUUAGCAUAGCAUAAUUAUUGAUAGUUACAAUUAGACGUCAUAUCUUAGCUCUUCCAUAAAUAGAUUUUAACCCUUAAGUUCGAGUUCUUGUAAAUAUAAAUGGCCACAAGUUUAAAUUGAUUUACGAAUUGAAAGCUACGUCUUCAACCUGUCCACGUACCUGACUCUCUAACUCUAACUCUAUCUCAAACUCAAACUAAUCUCUCUCCGUUGUUAGUCGCUUCUUCCUUUUCUCUGUACAAUAUUACGGGUGCAAAAAAAAAGAAUUUAAAACCUAUCUCAGCCUCAAGAAAAUACAAAAGUACGUAUACUUAAUCAAUCAAAUGGAAUAACGGCUUCAAAUAAUCAUUCCCAGUUGCCCUUAUGGCAAGCUGAAUACCAACUGAUCCACCUUACAAUGUUUGUCUUACAUGUUUCGGUUCUCAGUGUAAACAAUCAGACUUGUUCCGCAUUUCACUUUCACUUGAAGUGCAAAGCCUCAAAGCAAGUAAUUUAAAUUGCCACAUUUUGAAGUGAAAUCCCUUUGUAAAACGUGAAAAGCGGAACAGAACAGAAUAAAGUAUAUAUACGAAUAAGCGUAGUAAAAUCCAAUAGAUAUAUAGUCUAUGUUUGUUUAUCGAGUUGUUUUGCGUUGGGUUAACAAGAGCGACAAAUUGUAAAUGUUAAAUGCACAAAAAAAGUUAAGCGAACUCCUUUAACACUAUUAACGAGUUCAGCUGGUCAACAAAGCGGCUUAAAGGCUUAAGUACUUAAUUGAGAACAAACUGUGUUUGCAGUUUAGUUUAGUACAUAAACUACAUAUAUAAGUUACUUUAUAUUUUUACAAUAUAGUACGUAAAACAAAAAAAAAAAAAACUAAAAAAAAAUAAAAUAAAUACAUGUUUUCAGUUGGGGUUUUUCAAACAUUUUGCUUUAGCAGUUAUCCAGACAGCGUAAAUUUUUCUAAACUGGUUGCCCAGGCAAACUAAAUAUUCACUGAAUACAACACCAAUAGAUAAUGAAUACGACGAGUACUUCAAAGCAUUCAUUGUUGCAAGUGCUCAUAGAAAAAAAAAAACAAAAUACUUACAUGUUAUAUACAUAACAUACAUACAUAUAUUAUUAUACUUCGAGUGAAAAAGUGAAAAUAACAAUGACGAAGCCAGCAGAUGGGAAAAGGAAAUCACAGAGCAAUAAAUGAAACGUUGCUCAUUGUUUAAAAAACAAACAGAUCUGAAAUGAAUUGAAGUGAAAUGAUAUGAAUGAGAAAAGCAAAGCGAAAUGAGCAAAAUUAUAACAAAUGGCAAUUAUUAAUAUUCAAUAUGGAUAGCAUAAGUCUAAGCUCAUAGCUCAUAGCUCAUCUGUCUGUAUGUGUGUAUGUGUGUGAGUGCGUUCACAUAAAUAAGUCUAGAUCUAAGUAUGUGUAUAUGUAUGUGUACAAUGUAUUUAGCCACUUAAGUGGGAAGAGAGAGAGAGAAAGAGAAAUCAAGCAAUGUCGGCCCAUUCUAAUCAAUGGGCAACAGCAGCAUGAAUUUAUAAUAUAAUCAUAGGCAAGGUAAUUAUUUAGGAUGAGUUGAAGGAUCUACUCAACCCAAUCAAACAAUCGGAACAAUUGACAAACCAUUAUGAUUAAGCGUUGUAAUUGGCAAAACACAGAUUUGUAUUCCAUAUAGAUACGAGUAUAUGUAACUACGACUACGAUAUGUAUAUGUAUAUGUAUAUGUAUUUAUGUGCAUUAAGAUUAAAACAUACUGAAACAGUAACUGGCGUUGACCUAACAUUAUUUAAAUUUCAGCUUGGCUAACUUCUCAAGCAUCUCUGGGCGUCGAUGGUGGUUUUACAGUUUGUU